Molecule: messenger RNA, 2116 nt
Organism: Bactrocera latifrons
Lineage: Eukaryota; Metazoa; Arthropoda; Insecta; Diptera; Tephritidae
Gene: Smyd4-3
Product: SET and MYND domain-containing protein 4
Exons: 7
Coding region: 1-1974 (657 amino acids)
Molecular function (GO): protein binding
Source: RefSeq, a predicted model, not a curated record
AUGACUUUGAUUGAUAGAACCGGCUUUUUCCCCGACUACUAUCUUAACCUGAAAAACUCGCAGUCGGACGUUUUUGAUGUGCAGAUUGGUAAGAUAACUGCAUGUCGCAACGAUUACGAGCGGCUGACAUUUGUCGAACAAUUUCCCGGUAUACGUGAACACGACGGACAACUGCAAGUGAAAAGGGAGUUCGUUGGUAAAAAUGCUGACACUGCAGCGCAACUCAAGGAGAAGGGAAAUCAGGCGUUCAAAGCAAAAAAUUGGUUCGAAGCGAUGCUUUUCUAUACAAAAAGUUAUAUGGCCUUGCCAGAGGACAAAGUGAAUGAACGUGCCAUCAUUUUGGCUAAUCGCUCUGCCACCCUCUUUCACAUGGAGAAAUAUGAUGAGACCCUGAUUGAUGUUCAGCGCUCCAUCGAUUUGGGUUAUCCAAAGGAUCUCAUAUACAAGCUGUACGAACGUCAGGCGCGUUGCUAUAUGGUAAAGAAAGCCUACCCCAAUACCAUAGCUUCCUUCAAAAAAUGCAUCACUGCUUUGGAUGAUGCCAAAGUGCCUUCGGAUCGACGCAGCAAAUUGAGCUUGGAUGCCAUGACCAUGAUAAAAAUGCUGGAAAGAGAUCCGCUGACGGCUAAACAGGCGGCGAGGCAGCAAAAAUUCGGUGAAGCUAAAUUAACAAUGGCGAUACCCGAUGAAAAGGAGUUUCUCAGCGAUAAUGUACGUUUCGAUCAGAAUCCGUCAGAGGGUCGCUUUGCGCGUGCCGCCACUGAUAUUACUGUGGGCGAGGAGAUAUUGGUGGAAAAACCAUUUGUGGCGGUGCUGUUGGAGAAAUUCUCCAAAACACAUUGCGAUAACUGUUUUAUUAGAACUGCUAUACCUGUGGCCUGUCCAAAGUGCGCCGAUGUGCUCUACUGCUCCGAGGAAUGUUUAUCCAAAGCCAGUUCUACAUAUCAUAAAUACGAAUGUGGUAUUUUGCCUACAAUUUGGCGUUCCGGCGCUUCAGUUAAUUGUCGUAUGGUUUUGCGCAUUGUUGCCAAUAAGCCUUUGGAAUAUUACUUAAAAAUUAAACCUGAUAUCGAAAAGGAUUUACCCCUCGAGGAAAUUUUGAAACUACCUUCCGAUGACUACAGACGCGUUUCACAUCUAGAACGUCACGAAAAAUCGAGACCAGCCUCCAAUUUGUUCCAGCAUACACUUAUGGCACGUUUUCUAACCAAGUGCCUCGCAGAGGCUGAUUACUUUGGUGCAACACCUAAACCCGAAGAUCUGAUCACUGUAGGCGGCAUAAUAUUGCGCAGUUUGCAAUUCAUACAAUUCAACACACACGAAGUGGCCGAAUUGCAUGCAAAGCAGGCCGAUGGCAAUGAGAAAACGGUCUUCAUUGGCGGUGGACUCUAUCCGACUUUGGCGCUCUUCAAUCACUCCUGUGACCCCGGUGUGGUGAGAUACUAUCGUGGUACUACCAUACAUGUGAACACUAUACGUCCCAUUGAGGCGGGUAUGCAAAUCGCCGAAAACUAUGGUCCCAUUUAUACGCAGGAAGGGCGUGAAAAACGUCAGGCACAGCUCAAAGAGCUGUACUGGUUCGAUUGCACUUGUGAUCCCUGUCUGGAGAAUUGGCCCACCUUCGAACGCAUGCCGACCGAUAUCAUACGCUUUCGCUGUGAUGGGCCCAAAACGUGUAGGGCUAUAAUUGAGGUGCCGGCAACGUGCAAUGAUUUCAUGAUUAAAUGCGUGACUUGCGGCGAGAGCACCAACAUUUUAAAGGGUCUCAAAGUGAUGCAGGAUACCGAAUUGAUGACACGCACCGCCAAGCGUCUCUACGAAGCCGGCGACUACUCAAAGUCACUGAAUAAAUUCAUUGACUUACUAAAGAUCAUGUACGAGGUGUUGGCACCGCCCUUCCCCGAUUUUUGCCUGUGUCAACAGCAUGCAAAGGACUGCUUCCUGCACUUGGGUAAUUUCUAUAAUCUCAAUUAAAGCGUAGUUAUGUAUACUCAUGUAGGUAAUUGUUGUUGUGCCAUUGUCAUUAGUAAUGAAAUUYGAGUUGGUUGCGCGGCAAUUUGUAAUUGUGCAAUCAUUGACAUUCAAUAUUUAUUAAAGUUUUAUUUUCAGCUAUAAA